CUAUUUUUGUCCCUCACCCUUCUUCGCCUGGCUGCAUCGACACGAUUUUUCCGGCAACUCGACUCGAGAAAGACUUUAUUCUACACCACGGCUAUUGUACAUACCGCUUAAAGUCGAAUAAUCAGUUGUUGUGCAAAACUUCGCUCUCCAACAGCCAGUUGCAGCUGUUCAUAUAUUUUGUGGUUGAACUAUGCUACAGCUUUGGAGUAGUCAUUUUUGGGCUCUCUUCAAUAUCCUGAUUACCCUCUGCCGGUUGUCAUCGCUGUCGAACGCGGCUCCGACAGACGUCCCUUCAGCCGCGUCCUUUUGGGUUCCUUCUCUACCAGACAUUCACCAAGACCCUAUACAUCCAUUAAACAUCUACGCCGGUCAUAUUUCUUCUGAUCCGCAUGCGUCCGAGGCAGAGCCAAACGCUAUCACUGCUCACCUGUAUUUCGUGCUGGUUCAGAAUCGAAGAACGGCGGAUAAGGAAAGGGUCAUGUUCUGGUUCAAUGGAGGGCCGGGGUGUUCAUCGUUUGAUGGGCUCAUGAUGGAAGUCGGGCCUUGGAGGAUGGAUGGCAAGGGCGGCUUCAAGGUUGCUGAAGGCGGUUGGGAAGAAUAUACGACUAUGGUUUAUGUUGAUCAGCCCGCUGGUACUGGUUUCUCGUACACAAGCUCAAAUGACUUUGUGCACACGUUACAACAGGGUGCAGAGCAGUGGUUGGAAUUCCUUCGUAAUUUCUACAAGGUCUUUCCUCAAUACAAACGCAUGGAUACCUAUCUCGGAGGAGAAAGUUAUGCUGGACAGUAUAUCCCUUACUAUGCUGACGCUCUCCUGAACUCGGAUCUAUCGGUACCUCUCAAAGGUGCAGCUAUCGGGAACGGCUGGAUGGAUGCUCGUCGGCAGUACCCCUCAUACCUUGAAUACUCCACCAAAGUAGGGAUAUUGGAGGAGAAUUCUGAUGCGUGGAAGGAAGCUAAGCAGAAAACAGACGCUUGCAUGACUAGCGUACACGAAAUUACUGAUCGAGAGCCAAUCUCAGUACCCGCAUGCGAGAGUCUGUUACUGGAUGUAACCAAGGUUCGACAGAGAAAGGUGGAGAACAAGGACAUGUGCAUCAACAUAUAUGAUGUUCGUCUGGACGAUUUAGCACCUGCGUGUGGGAUGAACUGGCCUCCAGAUAUUAAGCCUAUCACCACAUACCUGGACCGCAAAGACGUCGUCCGUGCUCUUCACGCCGAAUCUCAUUCUGAAUCCUGGACCGAAUGUCGAGGUCGUAUUCAUAGAGAGUUGCACGAAAACCAGUCGAACUCGUCGAUUACUGUGUUGCCUCGAGUGCUCGAAAAAAUCCCUGUGUUACUCUUCGCUGGCGACCAGGAUUUAAUUUGUAAUUAUAUUGGGAUGGAGGCGAUGAUUAAUGCGUUGAAGUGGAACGGGGAAACUGGACUUGGGACGGUCCAAACCCGUUCAUGGAAUGUCAAUGGCGCGCCUGCUGGGACAUGGGUCUCGUCGAGGAAUUUGACUUAUACCAAGAUUUUCAACGCAUCACAUAUGGCACCCUUCGACGUUCCUCAUGUCACGCACGACAUGAUCCUGCGCUUCAUGGGUGUGGACUUUGCCAGUAUCGUCGAAGGUUCAGCAAAAAUUCCGAGUAGUGUUGGCUCUGAGACUAAGCCGAUGUAUGUGGAGGCUGAAACUGCGACCGCUACUCCUGUGCCUACAGGAAAGACGCCGCAACAAGAUAAAGCUAUGUGGGAGGCAUACUAUAAUGCCGGCUCCACUGCGCUCGUCCUCCUCCUCAUCGUCAUAUUUAUCGGUCUUUUCAUCUGGUGGCGAAGACGUCAGGCGCGCGCGCAGAGCCUACAUUUACCUCUCAACCAAUCCGAGGCUGAGGCUGAAGAAAGUAUACCUCUAACUCGUCGUGGACAAAAUGAUUCUGUGCAAGAUUUUAGACCGAGGAAAGGGAAAGAGAGGGCGGUGGUUGAGUCGUCUUCGCCAAAUGCGCCGAUAUUCGAUGUUGGGAGUGAUGAUGAGGAUGACCAAAAGUAUCGGGAUAAGUAAGCAGAAUGACUUUUGAGAUGAAAUUGAGAUUCGGGUGUUUGGUUUCUUAUAAAAAGAUGCUGUGGAAUAAUUAUAAUGUACAGACUUUUCGUAACUUAUCACCAUUAUUUUGAGAGGCUACCCAGCGCUUAUUUACUGUACAUA
Lentinula edodes (shiitake mushroom) is the source of this 2185-nucleotide messenger RNA. RefSeq names its product alpha/beta-hydrolase. Gene Ontology annotation, cellular component: trans-Golgi network. Gene Ontology annotation, molecular function: serine-type carboxypeptidase activity. The record is from RefSeq and is a predicted model, not a curated record. The coding region runs from base 191 to 2041 and encodes 616 amino acids. Lineage: Eukaryota; Fungi; Basidiomycota; Agaricomycetes; Agaricales; Omphalotaceae. Gene Ontology annotation, biological process: proteolysis; apoptotic process. The transcript is spliced from 12 exons.